CAACUCAAGUGUAACUCCACUAAGGCUCAUGGAUUUGAAGAGAGUGUUGUCCUUCCCACCAUACCCUGGGGAUUACCUACAUCCAGUGGUGUAUGCCUGCACUGCAGUCAUGCUGCUCUGUCUGCUUGUCUCCAUUAUGACCUAUAUCGUCCACCAUAGUGUCAUCCGCAUCAGCAGAAAUGGCUGGCACAUACUCCUCAACUUCCUCUUUCACACGGGACUAACGUUUGGAGUUUUUGCCGGCGGCAUCAAUCAGGUCAACCUGCCUUUCGUGUGUCAGAUUGUUGGCAUUGUGCUCCACUAUGCUUCUUUGUCUACCAUGCUGUGGCUGACAUUUACAGCUAGGAACAUCUGUAAAGAUGUGUGCAAAGACCCACUUCGGGCUCAGGACAGGAAUGGGCCGGCCAAGACUCGCACCAAACCAACCGUCUUCAGAUUUUAUCUUGUCAGUGAUGGAAUCCCUCUCAUAAUUGUUGGAGUUACAGCAGCAUUCAGUAUGGAUAACUAUGGCAGCAGGGAUGGUGCUUUGUAUUGUUGGAUGGCAUGGGAACCAAGCCUGGGAAGUUUCUAUGCCCCCAUGUCUCUUCUGGUCUUGGUCAUGUCUGUGUACUUCUUGUGCACCUACAUCCAGCUCAAACGCCAUCCGGAGAGGAGGUACGAGCUGCGAGUUCUGAGGGAGGAGCAGCAGCAGUUAUCGUCCAGUGAGUCAAAUCAUCACUGCCACAUAGAUACUGGUGGAGCAUCGGGCCUUGCUGUGGACUGUCCACCAUUUGCUACAGGUGUUUCAGUGCUGGCCAAUGAGCACUCUUUUAAAUCUCAACUCCGAGCCACAGCCUUCACCCUCUUUCUGUUCCUGUCUACCUGGGCUUUAGGGGGAUUGGCUGUAUCAAUGGGACAUUUCCUGGAUAUGAUAUUCAGCUGCCUGUAUGGGGCUUUUUGUGUCACCCUUGGACUUUUUCUUCUAAUACAGCACUGUGCCAAACGUGAUGACGUGUGGCACCGCUGGUGGGCUUGUUGCCCAUCCAAGUCCAAGACAGAGGAAAGGAAUGGGGGAGGACAGAGCCAGAGGCAGGGGCUCCAUCAGCCCCACUGCCACCUAAACUCCCCCUGUACGGGCAAGCAGCCCUCCCCUCACUUUAUGCAAAGUUCUUACCACACAAUGCCACCACCUCCCCAGCUCCCCUCACUCAACCACACAGGUCCAUGCUGCGUGGCUGUAAUGAGUCCUGUUACCACAGGCUCACUCUCACCUCUACCUGAGCCAAUGCCUUCACCACGUCCCCAGUUACUCCUUGAUGAGCUGCCUCGUCCCGUUCUGCCCCUUCAGAGCUGCCUUAUCGAUAGAACAAAGUCAUGCUCAUUCAACCUCCCACGCCCAUGCCUCCAGGACUACCGUUCUCACAUGACUUCUGUCAGUAUGGAUGAGAGUGUUCAAAGCUCCCACCUAGAGAGCCCUGCACAUCACCUUGAAGGCUCGCCACUGGUUUCCAACAGCCAACAUCCAGAUAUCCAGCUUCCCUGCCCAAGCCCUCACUUGGAUAAACAGCAGCUUUCCUGCCACAGCUUGCAACGCCAGACCUCCUGCCAUAGUGUUCAAGACUCAAUGACUUCCUGCCACAACCACCCACACAACUUGCAUGACAGCAUGAGUUCCUGUCACAGCCUCCUCCUGCCUUCUCAUGGGGUCCACGCCUGCCAGUGGCGCAUGUACAGCUCAGCUGAUCAUUCUUCCGACACAAGCUGCUGUGAAAAGCCUGAUCCUUUCACCUUGCAGUAUCAGCCAGGCCCUGAAGCUUACAGCUGUAUGCCAAAGACAGCAGACAAAGAAAAGGAUAAACUCUGUGUAGAGGAGGACCAGAAAGGUUUCCCAAGGAAUACACUGCCUCGGCAGCAUGCCACCAUCAGCCUACGAGGCACCAUUGCCCGUAACAGGAGCCUGCAGGAAGACAGCCUGUUUGGUUCAGACGUCACAAGAAACAUACGGACUGGCCCUUGGAAGAAUGAAACCACCGUAUAGUUUCUUACACUUGUGCAUGUCAGACCCCUCAACAGCCCUCGAGUCAAACUACUCCCUCAGUGUUAAGUGAGUGUCACUGCCUUCAGCUUUGCCCUUAAACUACAGGUGGAAUUUUCAGCGAGGCCUCAUAUCCUGAUGAUAUUUCAGAACCCUUUAUGACAAACUUUGUGUGUUAUAAGUCAGUUUUAUAAGGACUAUUCAAAAAUGAGAAACAAAAAGAAUUAACAAUGAAUAUAUUUUAUGCUUCAUGCAGUUUAAGGUUGCAGUCAGUAUUUUACAGCUUGUGUAGGGGGAAAGCUUAGUUUGCAAUGUCUGUUAAUGGGAUCAGUUCAUCUCAGUUGCUUGGGAAUGCUUUGGACCUGUGAAGAUCUUAACUUCUUUCACUUAAAUAAAUAUUCUCUCAAGUCUUCAACGAUUCAUGCACCCCUUUGCAAGCAAGUGGGAAAUUAUGAAGCUUCCAUCAUCUUUCAAAUGCUGCACAUAUACUUACAUAUAGAGGUCUUCACGUGGACCCAAUCCAAAGAAAAAGGGAUCCCACCCAAGAGUGACCCAAGGACAGCAAGAGCUGAUCUGAAUGGACCAUGAGGAAAUUAGACCUGAUUUAGAAAAUGGUCAGUAUUAUGCAAAGAGGAAGUGUCACUGAUUGCACCUUUAAAUACUUGGAUAGAUCUGUUUUAAAGGGGUAAUAUCUAAUUAUUUUUGAUUAAAAACGAUCUAUAAUGCUCUUCCUUAUUGUGUUAUAUUUAGUGUAACAGUGUUGGAAGUCCAUAUUAAAUGUGGCCAAUGUAUCAGUGAGGUAAGGAUAUGUUACGAUAAUCCCUGUGAGACAAAAUCUGACCUUUUUUGUGAAGAGCAGACAUCUCUCAGUCACAUCAUCUGCACUAACCACAGCUCAUUCUGCCUAUGUUUAGCCCAUAAAAUGUGUGGAAUAUCAGAGAGACCAGAUGGACGUCCAAAUUAAAUUGGAAAAGGUGGAUGCUGUACUUUGAGGCGGUGGAAGUAUUUCACUGAGAUGAAACAUGUAAAAGACAUUAGCAAGGUGUGUUUUCAUCUGUGAGUACGUGAGGGAGUCAUUUGCAGCUCCUCUGGAUGCAUGGCAUUGCCACUAUCUUGUCAAAGUGUUUUUGUGAUCCGGUGUCAUUGCUAUAGUAACGUGGAUGUCAGUCACUGAGCUGGAAUAAUCUGCGUGUCAGAUAAAUGAAGCACCCCCAGUGGUCCAAAUCGCACUUCAACUUCUAGACCUCAGCAAACUUCUUUUAUUUACCUGAAGGAUUAAAUCAAAUCUGAUCAUUUCCAUCAACCCAAACAGUCAAUGGCAGAUUGAAGAAAUUGAACAGUCUGUUAGUCUCUGUCAUCAGGAAUAGUAAAAAACAAACCAUCUGGAGAGCAUUGAAGGCCAGCAUGCAUGUUUCAUUGCAUCAGGUUAAUUUACGAAAUCAGGUUUUUCCCAAAUCAUGAACAAAUGUUUCCCUGAAUCAACAUUUCCAUGAGAUCUUUAAGAUAGUAGGGAUGAUUGUGCAGUAUGCUAUCAUAUGCACCUGAUGCAUAGCGAGGGCGGUUCAGCCUGUUGAGAAGUGAAUGCACAGUGAAAGCAGUAUGUUCCAGUGUUACGCCAAAUUCUGCCUGCCUGCAGAGGCUAGUAAAAACGAUAUGGAUUAUUGACAGGCCACCAGCAAGGUGAGAGAGAAAGAGAGAGUUGGGCAAAGAGCACUGCACACAGCUCUACAAUGAAGAAAUAUUUUGUGUCAUUAAAGUAAGUGUUAACAAUUUUUUUAUGAAUAUAAAUUAAUUAUGGUGGCUGCCAAAGUCAAAACCACGGGGGUCUAUCUGACUGCAUCUUGAAGCAUUUUGGUCUGUGCCUGUGGAUAACACCUCUUGGAAAUUGAAAAUGAACUGAUGUUCCAGAACCAUUUGCAAAAGCAAAUUGGCUUGACAAUGCCAUACUAGGAAAUUAGCAUAACAGGUCCCAUUCUAAAGAGUGAAAAAUUGACUACGAUUAUAACAGUUUGAAACAGUUUUGAUGUUUUGUCAAAGACGUCUAUGAAUUGUGUCGAUGUGUAGUGGUGUAUUAAAUGUAUUCCUGUUAACAUCUGCACUGUAAGAGAGUUGAAUCUUGGGUGUGAUUGGACUGUCUCAGUCUUGGAACAUGGUACAGAGAGUACCAUGUUCAUUUUUUUUUAAAGUUCCAUCAGCCCACUGAUGCAUUGGACCACUGGGAUUUGUCCCAGUAGGCUGUGUCCUAUGGUCAGUCUGAUAAUGGCACAGCAGAAGGGGGGUAGGGAGUAGAGAUCAGAGAUUGCAUUGUCCUGCUUUCUACAACAGGAGUGGACACUCCAACCUUCUGCAAACAUGCUGCCCAUCACUGGUAUGGAUUAUGAAUUUGCCAGUUUUCAUACAUUGCCCCUUUAAAAAGAUCUAUAUUUGUUAAUGUUAUGUUUCUGAUGCCAACAGACACAAUAUAAUUCUGAAUAUGAUUGACAUAUGUGAAACAGAUUUGAAUCCGUGUGAGCAUGUGUGUUUUUAUGUGUGCAGUGCAUGAGUAGGUAAAUACAGAUGUAGUGUGUUUGUGCUGUAUAUAUUUGUUAUUAUUGAUCCACCUUGCUGAAUUUUACAUUGACAAAUAUAUUGAUAACAAUUAAUUUAUGAAGUGUAUGUACAUUUUCUAUGGAGACACUUUAUGUAUGCUGCCAAAUAGACUCUUGUCUGACAAAUAUUGCACUAGUAUGUAAUAUAGUCACCUUCACGUGGUGAGAUAACAGUCAAAAGAAAAGUGCAAUGUGCUACAAAGCACAAACUUUGUACCGUGCCAAAUUAUGUGCCAGUUUUCACUGUGAUGAAAAACUCCACACAGCCCACUCUUAACAUUGUAGCAUCAUAUGAACUUGAACUCAGGUUUCAGAAGGUCAUCAGCAACCCCCUCAAGUUGUUCCACAAACAUGAAUCAUUUUCUUCAGAGAGGUGUUUCAGAGGUGUUGAGCCUCGAUUACUCGAUCAUUUUGUGUUUCAUUAAAUAGUUUAAAGUGCUUCAAAUUAUCAUCAUGCAGUAAAUGUUGAUAGCACAAUGUAUUGGCUGUAGAACAAUUACACCAAUAGCAUUUAGAUAGGUUCCCCAUAAACCUCACUUUCACUAUGCAAUUCUGGCUGAAAUUUCGCUGCAAAAAUGGAUGCUUGAUGCACUUGUACAAAAAGGAAGUAUGUCUCCCAUUGCUCAACCAAAACAGGAAGAGGAUUUCACUUAUAUAUUAACAACAGCUGCCUGCUUGUUCAUGCAGCUGGGUGGUUUACGCUGCCUUUAUCGUGGCAAUCUUGUAAGUGGACAUAAUCAUAACAUUUCUGUCUGUGGAUAUUUAUAUGAACAAGUAUUUACUAUCAAGAUCUCGCCAGUGCAGGUCUUGUCAUUUUCAGUUUGCAUUUUCUCCUUGCGUCAAACAAAAUUGCAGUAAAUCAUAUUAAUGAAUCCCAAUACGUGAAGAAUUGUAAAGUAAAACUAAUAAUACACAUUGAAUAAUUACACAAGUAUCGUGAUAGUCUCCAAUUGGGAGAGUAGUGUUUCCUGCCAGCCCUUGUAUAAAAAUUACCUCUCAAACCCUCCACCCCAGUGCCAACCCCUGCUCUAGUUACAUGUAUUUGCAUGAAGUACUUUUACUCUAUACAAAACCGUGCUUUUUUAUUCCCUCAUCUUUGCAAACUAACGUUGAUUGUUUUUAGUCCCUGUGUUGUUGGUAGCUGCUCCGUUCUUUGAGAAAAGGUUAGUGGGUUGUCUAUUGCCACUUUAAUAAGUCUAAGUGAAGCAAAUAUGUAAACUACAGCCGGCGGAGCUGAUAAACCUAGCUUAGCAUAGACACUGGAAACAGGAAAACAAAACAGUUGUUAAACCAGACAUGAAUAUAGAGAAUUACAUAAGCUCAGAUCUGGCUUUGUAAAACUACUUCAUCCUGUGGAGUUCAUUCUUGAUUGCAGCAAUACUCUCACAACAAAACGUGAAGUCUUAUUUAGUUUUUUUACAUUAGGCUGUCAUUGGCAUGUCGUCAGUGACUUCAGGUUGCUUCGGCUGUCAUGGGUUUACCUCAGGUGAUGACUAUGGAACUAACUUCAUCAAAUCCCUGAUAUGUAUGGUUUCAUAUUUGUUUCAUAUCCAAGCAAAUAAUGAGACAUUUCAGCAUACAGAGAUAAUAAAUUAUAUCAUAAUCAUAUUAAUAUAAUAUACAUAUAUAUUUAUAUAUGUAUAUAUAAAAAUCGAAAAACAUCCCCUUGCAGGCACUGAUGUGAGACACAGUACAUCGGUAUCAUACAGAUGCAGCUCUACAAAAAGCUUGGGGAAUACUUUUGGUUUGUUUAUUUCAUAAAGCUUGAUCCUUGAGAUUUUGAGAUUCUGGUUUUUAGCUUAACUUAAUUCAGACUCGCCACAUUAAAAGAUGCUCUUCUGGACCUUUUUACUGAAACACCUCUCUGGUUCAUGGUAUUUAGCAACAUAUUUUUAAUUUCACUCAGUUAAACUCAUCCUUACAUUUUAUUCUACAUUUAGGCCAAACUUAGGCCUUCAAAGGGACACUAUUCAAUUCAAAGAGGGAUGUCACCCUGUCAUAUAUUGUAGAUUAAACACAGAUGGUCACUUUUAUGUCAACAUAUCCCAGUUUGAUGUAUCACAGGCGUGAUACAUCAAACGACACUAACUUUCAGCCUGAAGUUGAUGACUGUGUACAUGUGAUGUGUUGUUGUGUCCCAGUGUUGCGACAGCUUUAAACCCAUGGACAGAGAUCACCUUUCAGCAUUCAACUGAUACUGAAGGAUACUGUCCAAGCAUGAAACCAUUUUAAUGUGGCAUUUUUUUAUUUCUCACUUGCUAUUGUGGAUUUCAACAAUGUAAAGAAACAAGUGGACACCUUGUGAGACAAAGGGAGUGCCAAUAUGAGCACUGUGUGUUGUCUGCACUCGAAAUAAAGAUUUACUGUGAUACA
Molecule: messenger RNA, 6975 nt
Organism: Pleuronectes platessa (European plaice)
Lineage: Eukaryota; Metazoa; Chordata; Actinopteri; Pleuronectiformes; Pleuronectidae
Gene: adgra1a
Product: adhesion G protein-coupled receptor A1a
Exons: 6
Coding region: 29-2017 (662 amino acids)
Biological process (GO): G protein-coupled receptor signaling pathway; cell surface receptor signaling pathway
Cellular component (GO): glutamatergic synapse; plasma membrane; postsynaptic density
Molecular function (GO): G protein-coupled receptor activity
Source: RefSeq, a predicted model, not a curated record